This is a messenger RNA of Pipistrellus kuhlii (Kuhl's pipistrelle), 2223 nucleotides long. RefSeq names its product TNF receptor superfamily member 1A (gene TNFRSF1A). Gene Ontology annotation, molecular function: tumor necrosis factor binding; tumor necrosis factor receptor activity. Bases 301 to 1644 code for a protein of 447 amino acids. The record is from RefSeq and is a predicted model, not a curated record. Lineage: Eukaryota; Metazoa; Chordata; Mammalia; Chiroptera; Vespertilionidae. The transcript has 10 exons. Gene Ontology annotation, biological process: tumor necrosis factor-mediated signaling pathway; inflammatory response; prostaglandin metabolic process. Gene Ontology annotation, cellular component: mitochondrion; signaling receptor complex; membrane raft.
UUGGUGUUGCAACACCCAUCAGCCUCUCUCCCUUCCCCUCCCACCUCCUCUUUGCUUUAAUGUUCUCAUAGUUCAGACUCAGGCCUGGGUUCUGGCCUUCGGGGUUUGAGGCCUCUGGGACUUGAGCCUGAUCUUCAUCCCAAGUUCAACCCUUCACCCCUUCACCUAAGGCCAGGGCUCCACUGACCCGCCCAUCCCGGGACUCAGGGACUCCGUCGCUGCCACUUUGCCUGCCGCCACCGCUGCUGUCUCCGCUGCCUGAGCCCUGAUGGGGGAGUGAGAGGCCACAGCUGGCCGGACAUGGGCCUCCCCACCGUGCCUGGCCUGCUGCUGCCACUGGUGCUCCUGGCACUGUUGGUGGAAAUAUUCCCUUCAGGGGUCAUUGGACUGGUCCCGCGCUCCAGGAACCGGGAGAAGAGAGACAGCCAGUGUCCCCAGGGAAAAUACAAACACCCUCAAAACGGCUCCAUUUGCUGUACAAAGUGCCAUAAAGGGACCUACCUAUACAAUGACUGCCCAGCCCCAGGGCAGGACACAGUCUGCAAGGAGUGUGAAAAGGGCACCUAUACUGCAGUUGAGAACUUCCUCAAACAUUGCCUCCCCUGCUCCAAAUGCCGGAAAGAAAUGGACCAGGUGGAGAUUUCUCCUUGCAUGGUAAACCAGAACACCGUGUGUGGCUGCAGGAAGAACCAGUACCAGGAGUAUUUGAGUGACAAUCUUUUCCGGUGCCGGGACUGCAGCCCCUGCCUCAACGGCACGGUGCACAUCUCCUGCAGUGCGAAGCAGAACACCGUGUGCAUUUGCCACGCAAAGUUCUUCCUAAAAGACAACAAGUGCAUCUCCUGUGAUAAUUGUGAGAAAAACUCGGAGUGCACGAAGUCGUGCCCAUACACAGGUAACCUGCAGGUUACUGGGAGACCUCCGGACUCAGUGCUGUUGUCCCUGGUGAUCUUCCUUGGUUUCUGCCUUUUAUGCCUCCUCUUCAUGGGCUUAACAUGCCACUUCAAACGGUGGAAGCCCAAGCUCCAGUCCAUCGUUUGUGGGAAAUCGACACCUGUAAAGGAGGGGGUGCCGCCGGAGCUCCUGGCCUCCGCCCCAGGCUUCAGCCCCACCACAGGCUUCAGUCCCGUCCCCACCUCCACACCAAGCCCCACCUCCACCCCUGGUGAGUGGUCCGACUACAGAGUUGCACCGCAGCCACCCAGAGAGAUGGCCCCGUCCCACCAGGGGGCCGGCCCUCUGCUCACCGCGACUCCAGCCUCCACUCCCAGCGCCACCUUGCUUCCCAAUUGGGAGAGCAGCACCUACGCGCAGCGCCCAGAUGGUGACCCUGCAGCGGACCCCGCGACGCUGUACGCCGUGGUGGACGGCGUGCCCCCGUCGCGCUGGAAGGAGUUCAUGCGGCGCCUGGGGCUGAGCGAGCACGAGAUCGAGCGGCUGGAGCUGCAGAACGGCCGCUGCCUGCGCGAGGCGCACUACAGCAUGCUGGCGGCCUGGCGGCAGCGCACGCCCCGGCGCGAGGCCACGCUGGAGCUGCUGAGCGUCGUGCUCCGCGACAUGGACCUGCUGGGCUGCCUGGAGGACAUCCUGGCGGCGCUGGGCGCCCCCGCCUCCCACCCCCUGCAGCCCCACCUGUCCCGGUGAGGCCACGCCCCCGGGAGGGGCCUGCCCGGAGCACGACGGUUUCCUGCCCCCAGGACCUCGGGAGGACUUCGCAAGGGACCCUCUCCUCAGGCACGAGCUGGCAGCCACUUCCUUGGUGCUACUUCCUCGGUGCUCAGAGCUCCCUGAGCUGUCUGAGCACUGCCGGAGGGUCAGCUGUGCGUGUGCAUGUGCGUGUAUGUGUGAGUGAGUGAGAAAGAGGGAGGGGGAGAAUGUAGAUGGAUAAAUGUGGUGUGUGCGGUUGUGAGAGUCUGAGUGUGCCCCGAGCCCAAGCGGGUGGUUGUGGGGGCGCCAUGCCUAGUCCCUGUUUCCGGCCUGGAGGACCCAUCAAGGCCCGUUAGCAGCCCUGGUUGGUCCCGGCCCUUUUCCACACACACAAACAAUCCGUAUCAACGAUGCCAUGCUAAUGGAACCUGGCACCUCUCGGUUCCCUGCCUGGACAAGCACAGAGACAGCUGAGUUGUCCCUGGCAGGGGCAAGCACACACCGUGGAGCCUCCCGCUGGAGCUGUGGACUUGUGUAAAUACACUAAAACUGGAGAAUUAAAGCUCUGCUCCUGGA